Messenger RNA from Parnassius mnemosyne (clouded apollo), 537 nucleotides. The record is from the annotation of a GenBank genome assembly. NCBI's taxonomy places the organism in Eukaryota, Metazoa, Arthropoda, Insecta, Lepidoptera, Papilionidae.
AUGAAGAGCAACACUACCAGUGCUGCUUUUGCUCUACCAGUAGUUCUGCACUCACCAAUAAGCAGGUUGCCUAUUCUCUCUACCAUUGAGGUACAUAUACCGCGGUGGGCAAAAGCGAUUACAAACAGGCGUAUGCUUAAAGAGGUGUUAGUAUUUGUGGCAGCCUGUGCUGCCGCUAACGCCGGGUACAUCGGCUAUGCUGGCGCUGGGAUCUAUGACGGUGCUGCAGGAUACUCGGGAUAUGAGGGAGGCGAUGGUGGACACGCUGAUUAUUAUGCCCAUCCGAAGUAUGCUUUCGAUUAUUCAGUAAAAGAUCCUCACACAGGUGACCACAAAACUCAGUGGGAGUCCCGAGAUGGUGAUGUUGUUAAAGGCGCAUAUUCGUUAGCUGAACCAGAUGGCACCACUCGUAUUGUGGAGUACACUGCUGACAAGCACAACGGUUUCAACGCAGUAGUUAAGCGCAUAGGACACGCUCAACACCCACAGAUCUACAACAAUCACUAUGAAGGCGCUGGUCACUUCGGCUAUCACUAG